GAGGUCAAGCUGGGAUAAUUAAAGGAGUCGGUCACUAUUGGAAUAUAACAUCCGCUUUGAGGCAAAAGGCAAGGAAAAGCGGAAACAAAUCAAAGACACAGAAAAAUAUCAGAGGAGGGAGAUAAGAGUCUAAAUCGACCUCCAUCAGUGCUGACGUCCAGCGUUGGCAGAUGCGAGCAGUGUGCUCCAUCUCUCGGUAUCCAGUUCCAAUGGACCAGCUCAGCCUGUGCGGACUCUAAAUCGCUGCCCAGUCAGGAACGAGUGAAAAAAAAGCGAGCGGAGGGAGGAAAACAAUGCUAUGGCUCAUUUAUUUGCCGUGAUUUGAAGUGGGGUUCAUCUUUUUUCUUUUUUUUAAUUUCCUUUUCUUAUUCCAAGUCGCUCGAGGAAGUGUGGAGACUGCUGCCGAGAUCAAGUCCACGCAGGGAGAACGGUUUUGUCUCUGAAGGUCUAUUGUAAAACCGCCAUGGCCCUCUUGCGGUUCUCCAGACUCGUCCUAAUCAUUGUGGCCCUCAUCCCUCGACCGUCUGUGGGAUGUCCCUCUGGCUGUCGCUGCUACAGCCUCACAGUGGAGUGUGGCUCUCUUGGGACCAAAGAAAUCCCACAGGAUGUCCCCUCUGUCACCGAGACCAUAUUCCUUCAGGACAACGCUAUAGUGCAGAUUCGUCUUCAGGACCUGACUCGCCUUGGCAGCCUCCAUUACCUCUACCUUCAGAAUAAUAGCAUCUCAGCUCUGGAGCCUGGGGCGUUUCUCAGCCAGGGGAAGCUGCUGGAGCUGGCCCUCAAUGGCAACCUCAUCCACCUGGUCACCCCAGAUAUGUUUCGGGGUCUGGAGCACCUCCGGAUCCUGUACCUCGCCGGGAACCAGAUCACUAGAGUGCAGGACUACACUUUCAGGGGACUGCAGCGUCUGCAGGAACUCCACCUGCAGGAAAACAGCAUAGAGCUGCUAGCGGAGCAAGCUCUGUCUGGCUUAUCAUCUCUGGCCCUGCUAGACCUUAGCAGAAAUCAUCUCCGCACCCUGGGAGCCUCGUCCCUCAAACCGCUCGUGAGCCUGCAGGUGCUCCGUGUCACAGAAAACCCAUGGCGCUGUGAUUGUGCUCUGGGCUGGCUGAGAACCUGGAUCAGGGAAGAUGGACAGCGUCUGUUGAGCUCUGCCGAACAGCGUCGGCUGAUGUGCUCUGAACCGCCUCGCCUCUCCCACCUCAGCCUGGUGGAGGUGGCACCCAACAGCCUAGUCUGCAUCCCCCCUGUGGUGCAGCUCGAGCCCAGCCACCUGACUGUGCGACUAGGGGAGAGCCUCAGAGUCUCCUGCCAGGCUUCGGGAUACCCUCAGCCUCAGGUGACCUGGAAGAAAGCCUUGCAUGGCAAGGCCCAGUUAUCACCUCGAGGCUUAGUUCAAGAGCUGGGACCCAAUGGUGAGCUCUUCAGGCCUGGAGCUGGAGGAAUGGUGACAUCCCUGCCCAGCAGUGGAGAGAUCAAGGUUGGGGGUGUUGGAGGAAUCCAGGGACUUGUACGUGGGACGGAGGAGGGUGGCGAGAGGGACAGCUUUGAUCCAGACAUGGGCAGUGGCAUGUUGUUCCUUAGCAAUGUCACUGUAGCGCAUGCUGGCCGCUACGAGUGUGAAGCCUGGAACCCUGGUGGUGUUGCCAGAGUUACCUUUCAUCUGGCUGUCAACAUGUCUUCUUCUUCAUAUUCAUCCCAGUUCUGGCCUCGUUUGAACAUGCACUCCUUUGUUUCCUCUUCAUCUAACUCCUUUUAUCAGCCAGAGGUUCUGGAUGUUAGCCAGGAGCUGCUCUAUGAACAGGACAGCAUGGACUUCUAUGCUCUUGGCCCUACUACACAGACCGCCAUUGCAGUUGGCAUCUCCUUGCUGGCACUCACUGCCAUUCUCCUCUUGAUUAUGAUCUACACUCGUCACCAGCAGUACCGCAAAGAAGAAGGUGGCUCCUACUGUACCAGCAAGGAAGAGAGCAUCCUCUAUGUAAACGACUACUCAGACGGACCCACCACCUUUGCGCAACUGGAGGAGUACCGCGACGACCACGGCCACGAGAUGUACGUACUCAACAGAACCCAGCCUGUCCUGGGCUCCACUUCCUCCAGGUGUCCCAUGAUGAGCGGGUUUGUCCAGCAGAAGGGUAUGAAGGAGGCUCUCCUUGACCACGAAAUGGUGCAGACACUGACCAGAUCAGGGGGAAUGGGGCUUCUCAGAAACCCAGCAGAUGGAGGAGAGGGACCCUUAACAACAGACCCAGAGGACCUCUUCCUCAGUCAGAGUCUCCUCUUUGGAUCGCAGGUUGCUUACGAGAUCCACUGCUAAGGGGUUUGAAUUGUGUGCUAAUACAAACAUGAUAUGUUGAUGGACUUAAUUAAAGACAUUAAAGGAAGCCAAGUCGGUGCAAUUAUUUGAAGUAUAAGAAUAUUUUGUGGGACUCCAAAAUAGGGAAGAGUUAGUUGUGGCUAGGGGAACCUGGAUCACAAUCAGCCUCUCAGAGAUCCUUAUCUAAUUGAUUGUAUGCCAUCAAGCUGGAUCAGAGGGACAAACAUUUAACACGGAAAGUAACAACUGAACCAUACCUAUCUUCUCUGACUCAACCCUUUAAAGAUAAUUAGUGGUUAACUUUAUCUAAAACAUAGUGGCACAUGGUGGCAACUUACAAAUGUGGAUUUAACCAGUGAGUCAAAUUUUGUACUCUUCUUUAGUUUUUUUGUGUGUGUUUUGUCAGUGUUUUGUGUAAAUAUAAUGAAGCUAAUUUUCACUGUGAAGUGCAUAUGUUUUGUGGACCUUGUUGCAGAUCCCAUUACAAGUAGACCUAAACCGUUCCUCUUGCUGAAACUACAUUGUCAUUACCCAUAAGUAUGUGGGCGUGGGUGGGUGGUUUUGUUUAAAGAGGUUCAUUUUGAAUGCAGCAAAGUCUGUCUGUUUUUUUACAUUUCUACCAUGGCAUUGUAUUUCUGAUGUGAACAUGUUGUGUUGUUUGUUUUGCGACACUAGAACAAGGAAAUAACAUUUCUAUUAUCUGAAAUGGAAUUUUUAAUGGAAUUAAUUCCAUUAACAUCAGUCUGUAAAACCACUCCAAUGUGAAUAUUUUACAUUUUGUCUUCUACAUAA
Messenger RNA from Etheostoma spectabile (orangethroat darter), 3112 nucleotides. It is a transcript of the gene lrrc24, whose product is annotated as leucine rich repeat containing 24. Lineage: Eukaryota; Metazoa; Chordata; Actinopteri; Perciformes; Percidae. The record is from RefSeq and is a predicted model, not a curated record. Bases 464 to 2320 code for a protein of 618 amino acids. Gene Ontology annotation, molecular function: protein binding. The transcript is spliced from 5 exons.